Phytophthora sojae is the source of this 333-nucleotide messenger RNA. RefSeq lists its product as hypothetical. The record is from RefSeq and is a predicted model, not a curated record. The transcript has a single exon. The annotation marks the transcript as partial. NCBI's taxonomy places the organism in Eukaryota, Oomycota, Peronosporomycetes, Peronosporales, Peronosporaceae.
AUGCGCUCGCAAACAUCCUUCACGACCAAGCAAGUCUGCACCUACUUCUUCACCCCGCUGCUCGACGAGCAAGAUGAGCCCACUGAGCACUUUCGCUGCCAGUGUGGCACAGUGCGCAAUCAAGACGUCAAGAUGGGCUACUCGAACCUCUUUAGCCACGUGCUGAAGCAGCACCCCGACUACGUGAUCAUGCUGGCGAACAGCGGCUUCAACUCGGGGACGCUGGUCGUUUUUAUCGACCAGAAGAGCCAGACCGUCUACUGCUGGCUGGACUUUGUCACUGAGUGCAACCUCCCUUUUUCGUUCUGCGAACACCCGACUGUGGACAAGUAC